Molecule: messenger RNA, 600 nt
Organism: Pipistrellus nathusii (Nathusius's pipistrelle)
Lineage: Eukaryota; Metazoa; Chordata; Mammalia; Chiroptera; Vespertilionidae
Source: the annotation of a GenBank genome assembly
AUGUCCCUCGUCCCGUGGCUCCGGUGGAACGAGGCCCUGCCCCGGCUGUCGCCCCGGAGCCCGGCCGAGGUGGUGCUGGAGACGCUGAUGAUGGAGCUGGCGGGGCAGAUGCGGGAGGCGGAGAGGCAGCGGCGGGGGCGCGGCGGGGCGGCCGGGAGGGUCCGCACCGGCGUGGACUACAGCUGGCUGGCCAGCGCGCCCCGGGCCGCCUGCGACCUCAGCCCCGCGGAGCGGCUGCACCUGGAGGCUGUCUGCGCCAAGAUCCCCCCGGCCUCCUGCGGGCCUGCCAUCCUCAGGUUCCGGCAGCUGCUGGCGGAGCAGGAGCCCGAGGUGCGGGAGGUGUCCGGGCUCUUCCUCUUGGUGCUGCAGGAGGUGCUGGAGGGGAGGAGGCGGGAGGAGGAGGCCCGCAGGCUGGCCCGGCAGUGGAGCCUGCGGCCCCGGCCCCACGGCAUCCUGGCCCUGCCCGCCUUCAGGCCCCGCGCCCGCAUCUCCCCCUUCGCCAGCGACAUCCCCACCGUCUCCGAGGACGUGGAGCGGGGUGCCCGGCCGCCGGCCCGGGCCUGGAGCAUGCCCGAGUUCAGGGCGCCCCAGCAGGACUGA